Molecule: messenger RNA, 1893 nt
Organism: Gopherus evgoodei (Goodes thornscrub tortoise)
Lineage: Eukaryota; Metazoa; Chordata; Testudines; Testudinidae
Gene: PLA1A
Product: phospholipase A1 member A
Exons: 11
Coding region: 74-1465 (463 amino acids)
Biological process (GO): lipid metabolic process
Molecular function (GO): carboxylic ester hydrolase activity; lipase activity
Source: RefSeq, a predicted model, not a curated record
CCUGCUCAGAAGGCUCCUGUUGCAGAGGGCUUGCUUUUCCCUCGCCUCUGGUGAAGGCCUUGUGGAUUACAGCAUGGGAAGACUGACCAGGAAGAAGGCUGUGGAUCCCAGGAAGAAGCCUCUCUUUGUUCUUGCUGCUGUCCUGCUGCUCAGCUCAGCAUGUGCAGGGCAAGAGGCCUAUGUCCCAGGGCAGCCCUGCUCUGACUUUCAGACUGCAAGCUUCUUACAGGGCACGAAACUUAAGGUCCAGUUUCUUCUGUUCACCUCCUCAAACCCCAGCUGUGGGCAGCUGAUAUCACUUGGCAAUGACAUCAAGAACUCCAACUUCAAUACCAGCCUGGACACCAAGAUAAUAAUCCAUGGCUUCAGAGCACUGGGCACAAAGCCCUCUUGGAUCAAUGGACUCAUGGGUGCAUUAUUCCGAGCUGCCAAGCUGAAUGUGGUCGCAGUUGACUGGGUUUAUGGAGCUACAAGAACCUACCCUGGUGCUGUGGAAAAUGUCAUGGAGCUGAGCAUAGAGAUCUCUCGUUUCAUCAGCAAGUUGCUGGCACUCGGAGUGUCAGGGACAUCUAUCCACCUCAUUGGGGUGAGCCUUGGAGCACAUGUUGCAGGUCUGGUGGGGCAGUUCCAUGAAGGCCAGCUGGGAAGGAUUACAGGGCUGGAUCCUGCGGGGCCCAAGUACACAAAAGCCAGCCGUGAGGAGCGCCUGGAUCCUGGAGAUGCUCUCUUUGUGGAAGCCAUUCACACCGAUACAGACAAUUUUGGUAUCCGGAUUCCUGUAGGCCAUAUUGAUUACUUCAUCAAUGGAGGCAAAGACCAGCCUGGAUGCCCCCAGUUCAUCUCAUUAGGGUAUAACUAUCUGAUCUGUGAUCACAUGAGGGCGGUACAUCUCUAUGUCAGUGCCCUGGAGAAUUCCUGUCCUAUGAUGGCAUUUCCAUGCUCAAGUCAUGAAAAUUUCCUUGCUGGCCACUGCUUGGACUGUUACAAUCCUUUCCUGCUCUCCUGUCCCAGAAUAGGGCUGUUGGAGCGCGGUGGAGUCAGCGUGGCAAAGCUCCCUGAGGAAGUGAAAGUUUACUUGGUGACUGCCUCCUCAGCCCCAUACUGCAUGUACCACAGCCUGGUGGAGUUUCACUUGCAGCAGAAGAGAAGCUUGGUCACCAACCUUGAGAUCACCUUCCGCAGCAGCAACUCUACAGCCAGCAUGAAGAUCACCAUACCUAAGCAGCAGCAGCUGGGCAAAGGGGUGCUGGCUCACCCAGUCCCACUGUGCCAGAUAAAUGCGGUAACGCUGAAGUAUCUCCCCAAGUCGCAAAUCUGGAAGAAGGACAAGGCCAUCAUCGUUGGCAACUUCUGUACAACCGCACUGCCUGUCAGUAAUCGUGAGAAGAUGUUUUGCCUGUCUCAGUAUGUGUCCCUGACAGCGAGCAGGCCCUUUGAACAUGACCUGGCAGUGGCCUGUGCAUAGGAGAGUGCCCUGGAGCAUGUAGCAUGCACAGGCACAGCGCUGGGCUCCAAAAUUUAUUUCCUCCCUCUGGACGAUACUUCCUCCAAAAAGGACAGAACCAGUUGGAUUUUUCAUCCACCCACCUUGAGGAUAGAAUGAAUAACAGCUCUGGGAAGAGAAGUGCACUGCCGAAAGGAAAGACUAUGGUCAAGUGGUCAGACUGGCAGAUUGGCAGUUAGGAUUCGUGGGCUCUAUUCCCAGCUCUACAAAUGCACCAUUGUGAGACCUUGGACAAAUCGCUUAAUCUUGGCUUCUCCCAUUGUCAAAAGGGCUGGUAAUAAUCAUCUUUCAAGAGGAUUGUGAGCGUUAGUUAAUUCCUUAAUGUUUCUAAAGUGCUUUGAGUUCUUCACAUUAAAUGCCCCAGACGUGCAAAUAUUAUUGCUAUUAGU